This is a messenger RNA of Sinocyclocheilus grahami, 4646 nucleotides long. It is a transcript of the gene lama4, whose product is annotated as laminin, alpha 4. Gene Ontology annotation, biological process: cell adhesion. Bases 222 to 4379 code for a protein of 1385 amino acids. Lineage: Eukaryota; Metazoa; Chordata; Actinopteri; Cypriniformes; Cyprinidae. Gene Ontology annotation, molecular function: protein binding. The record is from RefSeq and is a predicted model, not a curated record. The transcript is spliced from 31 exons.
GGGAAAUGUGUGCGUGAGGAAGAGGGGGGCCGGGGGUGAUCGAGAGAGGAAGUCCAGCUUGGCAGGGCAGGGCAGGGCGUAAGCGAGAGAAGAAGAGAACAGCAGUGCAGACUACGUAGGCUUGAGUAAAGACAAAAAAUAGCCAAGGGAGAAGUAGAUGUGAGAAAGACUACAGCAGGGAACACAACAACACACACUGCCUGGACAUUUAGAGGGGAAUCAUGGCCUCUCUGCUGUUUGGAUCGAUCUGUGUUCUCUGCAUCUUGUCAGCACUCACGCACACAGCUUCCUCGCAACAGUUAAACACAGUCUACAGGGUAUGUGCACGAGGUUUCUUCCUGAGUGAGCAGGAAACAUGUCUCCCCUGUAACUGUAAAGGCCAUGCUGACAGCUGCGAGGACAUUACUGGGAUAUGCAUUGAAUGUCAGCACCACACUUUUGGAGAUUUCUGUGAUCAAUGUGAAGAUAGAUAUUUACCUGGGUUUCAUCCUGAUGGCACCUUUGUGUGUAGACCAUGUGCCUGCCCGCUAUCAUUGGAAUCUAACAACUUUGCAACUCGCUGUGAUAAGAGAGGUAAUUUUCUGAGAUGUGUGUGCCAGGAAGGGUAUGCUGGACACUACUGCGAAAGAUGUGCCCCAGGUUUCUAUGGCAAUCCAAUGGAGUUGGGCAAUUCCUGCAAAAAGUGUGACUGUAAUGGCAACUCUGACCCAAACCUUAUCUUUAAUGAGUGCAAUAAUGUGACGGGCGAGUGUCUGAACUGUUGGGGUAACACCAGUGGUGACAACUGUGAAAGAUGUGCACUGGGUUUCUAUGGAGAUGCCAUCAGUGCCAAAGACUGUCGGGAAUGUCAGUGUGAUAAGUGUGGUACUGCAUCAUGUGAUGACAGGACAGGUGUUUGUCACUGUAAGCCUGGAGUCACAGGUCACCUAUGUGACAGAUGUGAGGAGGGUUAUUCUGGAUUUGGCAGCUGUAUGGGUUGCCGUCGGUGUGAAUGUGCCUCUGCUGCCCUCCGUGCCACCUGUCACCCUCUUACACACAGCUGCCAGUGCCGCCCGGGGGCUGGAGGCCGGUACUGCGAGCGCUGCCUGCCAGGAUUCUGGGAUUACAGCCCAUCCGGCUGCAAGAAAUGUGAUUGUCCAGAGGAGAAUUGUGACAUGCACUCAGGAGAGUGUCUACCUGAGGCCUCGAAAAUCAGCGAGUGUAAUAUCAACUGUGAUGCGUGUAUCUGGAGUCUGAUCGGAGAUAUUCGUCAGUCCAACAAAACUCUGGACCAAGUGAAAAACAGCGUGCUGAACAUUUCUACCGGGGCUGCUGCCAACGACAGAUUAAAGUACUACAACUACACUGCACACAGACUACAGGAUCAGUUUUUAGGCUGGAGAAAUAAGUAUGCAGUGAUGAGAGCAGAUACGGGGCGCCUGGAGGAAGAAACCCAAAAACUGCUUACUGACAUGGAACUGGUCGCAGAAGAGCUUAAUCUGAAAGGAAGUGAUGCAAAUGGACAUGUACAGAAAGCCCUGAACGCCUUGACUGUGUAUGACAAUAUUGUCAAAAACAUAGAUGAUGCUAACAUCACUGCCCUGACCGCUCUCAACAUCUCCAGCAGUACUCAUGACGCUACUGAUGUAUUAAACUCUCAACUGAACCUCACGCGCUCUCAGAGUAACGAUAUCUUCACAGAGGCCUCAUCCUUGUACUUUAAGCAGAAAGAUGUUGAAUCCGCAGUCCUUGACAAUAAGAAAUACAUUGAAGAGACCAAUGAUAUGAUGGAAAGCUCCUCUAAAAAAAUAGCUAAGAUCAUUAGUGACAUCAAUGCAAUUCAUAAAGAUCGAACUCCGAAACGUCUGCAGUUCACUCAGGAAGUGGCUGAGGGCACUCUGAACCGCUCUGCUGAAGUGUUGCAGAUGGUGACACCCAUCUUAAAGAGAGUGGAGGAGUGGGAUAGCAACAUGAAAAAUGAGGCGUACUCCGCCACAGCUUUUGAGCGCACUGUUCUGUCUGCCGGCGAAGCAGUUGAAGACCUGUCAGAGAUUGUGCCAGAGCUACUCAGUAAGCUGCGUGUGGUUGAAGAGAAAAAACCUGUGAAUAAUGUCUCCACAAACAUCAUGAAAAUCAGAGAACUCAUCGCACAGGCCCGCAGUGUCGCAAAGAAGGUGCAAGUGUCCAUGAAAUUUAAUGGCCAGUCUUCUGUAGAAGUUCAUCCCCACUCCAACCUAGACGAGCUAAAGACAGUCACGUCCAUCAGUUUCUACAUUAGAGUGGACCCAGACAAAGACCCCAUAGAAGAUCGCUUCCUACUCUACUUGGGAGACAAGCAAGGACGUAAGGACUACAUGGGACUGGCCAUAAAGAACGAUAAUUUGGUGUAUGUGUAUAAUCUGGGAGGAGAGGUUGUAGAGAUUCCUCUCAGUUCAAAGCCAGUGAGCUCCUGGCCGCCUGUCUUCAAUCUUGUUAAAGUGGAGAGGUUGGGUCGGCAUGGUAAACUGUUCCUGACGGUUCCAAGUCAAGACACCACCGCAGAGCAGAAGUUUAUCCAGAAAGGAGAGGCAGAUGGGACAGACUCCUUGUUUGAUCUUGAUCCUAAAGACAAUGUUUUUAUCGUGGGAGGAGUGCCUCCUGAUGUAAAGGUGCAAAAAUCUCUUUUUUCUAAGGACAAUGUCUCAAACAGGGUUAAAGGCUCUGAUAUACUCAGUGAAGUUCUUUUUCAUUCUUUGUUUAGGGGUAAAAAUAAGUUUGAAAUGCCUUUGCAGCGGCAUAAGUUGGCUUUCUCUCAGAGUCGUGUGACAAGUUUUUUGUUUGAUGGCAGCGGCUUUGCUUUAGUCAACAACAUUGAGAGAAGAGGCAAAAUUGGCAUUGUCACUCGGUUUGAUAUCGAAGUUCGAACUGUUGCCAACAAUGGCAUUUUAUUCCUCAUGGUUAAUGAGGUAAAUAUGGUUUCAUUGUCAAAGACUGUUGUUGUCUUCUACCUGCAGAUGUCCCGUAAGGUGUAUUUCACGGGUGAUGGCUAUCUGGGCUCUACAGCUAAAAUCUCACCAUUCCAGUCUUUUGAAGGAGGACUAAACUUCAGAACACUACAGUCCAAUGGACUCCUAUUCUACCACAGAGAUGGGCUGGAUGAGUUUUCUCUCUCAGUGGAGAAUGGUGCUGUGGUGCUCCAGUCCAAAGGAACCAGAGUCAGAUCACAUAAGAAGAAUUAUAAUGAUGGACGAUCUCAUUUCUUAGUUGCCUCAGUCACCAAUCAGAAGUAUGAACUUGUCAUUGAUGACAAAGACAAGCAGGAUAAGAAGAAGCCGUCUUCCUCAUCUCAGUCAGAUAAUGUUCCAAAGACUUUCUACUAUGGAGGCUCUUCUACGAGUUCCAUACAGAAUUUUACUGGGUGCAUCAGUUACGCAUACAUUAGCAGGCAGGAUAGAGAUAUAGAGCCAGAAGACUUCCAACGUUACAGUGAGAAUGUGCAGGUGUCGCUCCAGGACUGCCCACUAGAGAGACCCCCUGCCGCUCUCCACAAUAAAGACAGCAGAGAAUCAUCUAGAAGAAGUCCAGGACAUUCCCGCAAGGUGGGCAGGGAUGAGUCUAGCCUGCCACAUGGCUUGAAGAACAAUCCUUUGGAUGCUCCGGAGACAGAGGCUGCUUCCUGUUACCUGUCCUCUCGCCCCCGAGUGACCCGCCAUGCCCACCACUAUGGCGGUUUUGCCCACAGCCGACAUGAGUACACAGGAAUUGCCAGUGUUAUCAGAGAUGAAUCUCACUUUUCUCUAUCGUUGAAAACUCAAUCAGCAUUCGGACUUAUCUUCUACCUGGCUGACGAGUCUGAGGAGAACUUCAUGGCUCUGUUCCUCACUCACGGAAUGCUGGUAUUCACAUUCAGCUCGGGCCAGAACCAACAGUAUGACUCCUUUAAUUUUGGCUCAAGACUUAAGAUGGUGAUGGAGGUGCGCCCUCGUGUGGCGUCAGGAGUGCUUCUGCAUGUCUUCACCGGAGAGAAGGAAUAUCUCACCCUGUACAUCUAUCAAAACCAGGUGGUUGUUGUGGUGAAUAAUGGUAUCCGUGAGUUCUCCACCUACGUGUCUCCUAGACAAGAAGUCUGUGAUGGAAACUGGCACAAAAUCACAGUGAUCAGAGAUGGUAACGUGGUGCAGCUGGAUGUGGAUUCAGAGGUGAAUCAUGUUGUGGGGCCUGUGCGUGAAACAGCACAGAACAGCAGUGCUCCAGUGUUUAUUGGAGGAGCCCCAGCCUCCAUGCUGCCUCACAGUCUCCACAGCAAGAGGGGCUACACGGGUUGCAUGAGGAACCUGUCGGUGAACGAGUCUCCUGUGAGCUUCAGUAAAGCGGCUUUGGUCAGCGGUGCAGUCGGUGUGGGCGCCUGUCCUGCUGCUUGAGCGACGGCAACAGAAAUCACUCUGUGUUAUUGCUUGUGUUUCAGUAAAGAAUGAAGCACCACUGUCUCUUCAGCAUCAUUUAUAACUACAUUAUUCUAUCACUAUGAAAUAUUUAAUUAAUUACUAAUGUACUGUAAUCCAGAGCACUGCAAGCAUUGUGUUGAUACAAAAAGAUCUUAAACUGACGUAUAUAAUUACUAAAAACCUGAUACUUUAAACAAAUAUGUGCAAAAUAUUAACAAAGCCAUACAGUACACAUUAAUAAAG